Cryptococcus deneoformans JEC21 is the source of this 2478-nucleotide messenger RNA. Its product is annotated as expressed protein. NCBI's taxonomy places the organism in Eukaryota, Fungi, Basidiomycota, Tremellomycetes, Tremellales, Cryptococcaceae. The record is from RefSeq and is a predicted model, not a curated record. The transcript has 5 exons. Bases 171 to 1946 code for a protein of 591 amino acids.
CCAGAGCUUGACUGGCAAUGAUAGCCGGCUGUCCAGUCUAUCAAGACGAACGACACUGGCAGAGACAAGAGUCCGUAAAGUGACGGCGAGACUACACCUCAUCCAUCUCUCGCCCAAUUACAAGUUAAAAAGGCCCUGUAACCAUCGGCCACAACAUCAGAUAACAAAUAAUGGCCCAAUCUAAGAAUGACACCGUUGCCGUCUUGUCGGCCUUUAUCACCCUUCUUCGCUCUCCUUCUCCAAUCACGCUGUCCAAUCGAACUCUACUUGGCGCCAUCACGCAUUUCUUUUCCUCCCUCAGCCCGACUCCUCUCAAAGAGUUCAUCUUAGAGCUCAUAUCCUCACAAUCAUUAUGGGAUACGCCCACCAUAUCAACAGCGGACGUCAGGGACGCCAUUAGGCUCUCAGUCUCUGCUGUAGUCGACAGAAUCAACGAGGAAAAGAAAGAUGUUUACUUUUCUCAUUAUAGGACGACAGCCAAGGCUAGAAGCUGGCUUGCACAUGUCUUGACGAGCGUAUUAUCCUCGUCCAAUGACUCCUCCAGACCACUGCAUAUCUUGGUAGGAGUCUUAGAGGGUUUGGAUGACGUGCAGAUGGUAGACUGGGGUCAUUCCAGGGUCAAACUGGAGGAAGAAGUGAUUCUCCGGCUAGCAGGGUGCAUCGACAAAAACCUGGAUGACAAUCUGCUACUUUUCUGUACAGCUAUACCUCAUCUGGAUGCAAAGAGAGCGGGUGUCCUGGAUAUAUUGAGUCUAAAUGCUGAGUUGGAAAAACAUUUUUACACGUUGAUCGAUCAAUCACAAAGAGACAGUCCAAAUGGCGUGGAUAAUCUUGCCAUAACGUCAAGAGCCUUGGCACGUUCGUUCGUCAUUCUUGAUUCAGGAGGGCCAUCAAGCAGAGGUCAUCUCUGGGAUGCCCUCAGCAGAUUCUGCUUAACCAUUCGGGACAUAGGGGGCCAACUUGAAAAACAACUGUCUGAACAAACAGUUGAUGCAACCCCGACUCUAGAACAUCAUAAAUCAGUCUUCUCAUCUUUCCUUCUCCCCGCCUCCGCAAUUAUUGACAUUCUCGUUGCCAGAGUCACUUCAUCUGAGAAUGAAUCUCCGGCCGUCGAUCGUGCGGUAGAGCUGCUUCUCGCCUUAGCGUCCUUCGCCUACCUCACUGAUGACAGUAAAGGUAGUUUUGAGAAUUACCACCGCAUACUGUUUGGGUCACUCGAUAUCGUAUCAGGGAAAGGUGGGGUGCAAGCUGCCGAAAGGCUCUUUGCCCUUUUGGGCCAAGAGGAUCCAUUAUCAGACGGGAGAGCUGCAUUUCUGUUGCUGUUAGGAGAUGAGUUGGUUCAUCAACUUGGUCGUCGCUCUAUUGAUAUCCUAUUACCCCUCGCGGAAGAGCACUCGUACAGAUACCAACACCGUCCUAGUUUCGAGGCUGCACAUACGUUUUUCCUUUCCCUUCUCCGCGCUUCAGCGGCCACUUUCGGCACAUCAGCUUCGCAAAGCGAUUUUUUCGAUAUCCUAUUGCCCAACUAUCUUACCAUUUUGAUCAAACAAAUAAACUCGGGGAACAUCAGUGAUAAUCAGUUCAAAGACGCUUAUCCCAUGAUCACCUCUUACGCUGCUUUGCGAGGCCCUUCGUCUGUUUCGCUUUGCCGACUGUAUAUGUCUCGUCUUUCUCCUUCCCGCGCAAGCCGUCAGGUGGCCAUUCGUCUGGCGCCUUACAUCCCAACAUGCGAUUUACCAGCGUACCUCGACAGCAUAUCCACUGCUAUCCAAGAGACACCCAGGGGCUCUGAAGAUAGAUUGAUAUUGAUGGAGGAGGCGUUUAAAAUGGUUACUCAAGAUCUUAGAGAUGAACAUAGAAGGUUAGGGAUGGAGUGGUGGCUCCAAUGGAAAGCCAAACUGGAUGACAAGGAAGGGAAAAUGGGAUUUUGGAAAGCAAGACUAUGAUGAUGAAAGGACAAGGUGACUAUGCAUGAUGACGAGCCAGACAUAUUUGCUUUUACUUAUCUUUUGCCGGUCAAAGCAUCUGCGACGUUUUGCAUUUGUCGGGAGAAGAAGCGAGUGACUACACCGAAGGAUGAGUAAACUAAAUGCAGCGGCAGAAAUACUUACUUCCAGCACGUGAUGUGUUUUCAGGCGAAGUGCUCUCUCGGGAGGAUGUCUCUCCCGCUGAAAUAGCGCAUUGUUACGGCGGUUGUUUCAUGGUGUCGCCAGGUGAAGCUUUACUCACAGCUAUUACUGUCACUGGAUGACGACAACGAAUCCGUUUCAGGUGAACUGUCUGAACUGGAGCUGUACGAUGUGCUAGUCCCGGAGCUUUCUUCUGACGCACUACUGCUGCUGGUAAUAGAAACUAAUAACUUUCGACGGUCAGCCAUCGACUCGACCGUCGCCUAGAGAGCUUUCUCUCGGUUGUCCGCUGAUAAUGGAAAUGGAAUGGAAUGGAAUGUAACUUACUUUCGCUGCGAUUUGAGCUAGA